Molecule: messenger RNA, 930 nt
Organism: Lolium perenne
Lineage: Eukaryota; Viridiplantae; Streptophyta; Magnoliopsida; Poales; Poaceae
Product: cupincin-like
Source: RefSeq, a predicted model, not a curated record
CACGACUCGCUGCCAAGUGCCCCAACCUUCUCCUACAGCAGGGCGAGGCGCAGCCGCUCCCUUGGCGUAAUACUGACCUGUUUGUAGUCACUGACUAGCAUGGCCCACAUGGCAGCUGCAGUAGACAUUUUCAUUUUCUUUUUUGUUUCUGAUUGUUUUGCCGCUUUUAAUGGUUUGGCCACCGCUCAUCGUUUCAUUACUCAUUUCCCCACCGAGCUAUUCGAGAAGCAACGGCGGCUCGAGGGUAGUGGCGGUGGGUUGUCGGCCGGAGCCUCGCCGGAGCGCUGCAACGCCGUCUAGCUCGCCGACGAGCUCGCGCUGCCUGAUUCUACCAGGUUCAGAGGGGGUGCCGGAGGUGGAUGAUCACCAGCAGCAUCGAUUGCAAUGAAGACACUGGCAGCAAGAUCGCCAUUGGUGGCGCUAGCCUUGUGCCUGUGCCUCCCGUUUGCGUUCGCGUCGAGGGAUGUGGAAGAGGUAGGAUGGAGGACAGCAGAAGGUCAGGCGGAAUGGGGAAAAGGGCAUUCCGGCGACGGUGGCCGGCCGUACUGCUUCGGCGAGGAAAGCUUCCGUGAGUGGUCGCGCACGCCUCUCGGCCACUUCAAGCUGCUAGAGCGGUUCGACGACAAACUGCUGCGUGGCUCCGUGGGCGACUACCGCGUGGCGUGCCUGGAGGUGGCCCCGCGCGCGGUCCUACAGCCCAGCCACUUCGACGCCGACGAGGUCUUGUACGUGAAGGAAGGCGAGGGCGUGCUGGUGCUGCUGAGGAAGGGGAGGCGGGAGUCGUUGUGCGUGAGGGAAGGUGACGUGAUGGUCAUCCCGGCCGGCUCCAUCAUGUACUUCGCUAACACGCACCGCUCCAAGUGGCUCCGCGUCGUCAUGCUCCUCAACAACGCCAGCUUUGAGGUGAGCGACUGACGGGUGUUGGAAUUC